GCUCCUUGCCUUUAGAAUUCACCUCAAAAACUCACACCAUCCAAGCUGCUUUCUUGGGGUCGCAUCACCACAGGCAUCCUCUUCAUUGCCUCAAUACCAACUAGCCAUGACCGUCCCGAUACAACUCAGUACUGGCUCGCUGCUUCAUAUCUAUGAGUCGGACAAGCCGAACUCCUUUCCUAACGCGGUCGUUCAAGUUCUGAAUAUCAAGAAAAUCACGACUCAACCGUCCAGCCCGGACCGAUACAGACUUAUUGUAUCGGAUGGUGCUCACUUUAUGCAAGCUAUGCUUGCCACGCAACUGAACCCCCACGUCGUAAAUGAUGAAAUUCGGAAGAACGGGGUCCUCAGAAUGAAACGUUCCGUUUGCAAUACAGUCGCCAAUAAGAGGAUCAUCAUCAUUCUUGAAAUCGAAGUGCUUACGCCAUUUGCGGAGCUCCCCAAGCAAGGCACACCAAUCAACGUGGACGGGCAAGGUACACCCGGGGCAGGAAAUCAAGCAAACCUCAACCAGCAAGGGCCAGCCCAGCCGCAACAAGACACGGGUCAUGGGCAACAAAGCAGUGGCGGGCAGCAAACCAGUGGCGGCAACUUUUACGGAGGGAAUGGCGGCAAUAACGUGUAUACCAAUUCCAACGCGUCCCGGGGGACAUAUCAGGACAACAAUCCAUACGGAGGUGGAAACUCAGGGAUGUCGAAUAUGCCCCCGACAGGAGGAAACGCGCCGAUGGACAUCUUUUCCAUUAAGGCACUAACCCCAUACCAGAACAGAUGGACGAUCAAAGCGCGCGUCGUCAACAAGUCUGAGGUCAAGCAUUGGGACAACGCUCGCGGGUCGGGAAAGCUGUUCAGCUGUACCUUUGUUGAUGAGACUGGCGAGAUCAGAGCCACCGGCUUCAAGGAAGCGGUCGAGUUAUUUUACGAUUUGUUGAAGGAGGGCAAGGUGUACUACAUAUCGAAGGCGCCAAUCAAAAUGGCGAAGAGGCAGUUCUCCAACGUGAACAACGAAUACGAAAUGACGCUCGAUCCCCAAAGUACCGUGACCGAGUGCUCGGAUGCUGGAAACAUCCCCACUAUGCGCUAUAGUUUUGUAGGACUGAACAGUCUUUUCGACAUCGAGGCCAACAGUAUGAUAGACGUGAUCGGGGUUGUGAAAAGUGUGGGGGAAUUGUCUGAAAUCAUCUCGAAGACUACCCAGAAACCCUUCAAGAAACGCGAUACCACCAUCGUCGAUCAGAAUGGCUUUGAAGUUCGUAUGACCCUCUGGGGACAACAAGCGGAAACUUUUGAGCCCAUGGACAACCCUGUUGUCGCAGUAAAGGGAGUGAAGCUGGGCGAUUUUGGAGGUCGAUCCCUCUCCCUGAUGGGUUCUUCGUCAUUUGCCGUCAACCCCGACAUUCCGGAGGCACAUCAGCUUCGGGGAUGGUACGAUUCCACCGGGAAGACUGCGCAUUUCCAAGGGUAUUCGAACGCCGGCCCAGGUGCCGUUAGUGGACCGGGUCAGAAUGGUGGAAGGCGGGAUCCCAUGAAGUUCAUUUCGCAGAUCAAGGAUGAGAACCUUGGCCUCGGUGAAAAGCCCGACUACUUCAUGAUCCGCGGCACUGUGAUGUUUAUCAAAAACGAGAACAUCUCGUACCCGGCCUGCCAGUCGGAGAGCUGCAACAAGAAAGUGACAGAUAUUGGCAACGGAUGGAGAUGCGAGAAGUGUGACAAGACAUGGCCCGCGCCAUCAUAUAGAUACAUCAUGUCGUUCACCGUCAGCGACCACACAGGGCAGAUAUGGUUGCAAGGGUUCAACGACAUUGGCGAAGCGAUGCUGGGGAAGACUGCCGAUGAAAUGGCACAACUGAAGGACUCCGGCAAUCAAGCAGCAUACGACGCUGCCUUCUCUGCGGCGCUUUUUAAAUCUUGGGAUUUCAAAGUUAGAGCUAAAGCCGAGACCUACCAGGACGAAGCCAAGGUCCGGACAUCCGUGAUGUCUUUCGUGCCAGUGGACUAUGCGUCGGCAUCCCUUGAGCUCGCGGACAUGAUUGAGCAGUUGAAGGUUAUGUAGAAACGAUAGACUCUUUACGAACACUUUGAUCGGAUUCCAAGGACUUUAUAUGUAUAGUUCGACUUGACAUUAGUUUUUCGCUCAUGACCACGUACUACAUAAAAAGCAAUUUUGAAUGACAUUCUUUCUUCAUGA
Fimicolochytrium jonesii is the source of this 2188-nucleotide messenger RNA. RefSeq lists its product as uncharacterized. The record is from RefSeq and is a predicted model, not a curated record. Gene Ontology annotation, biological process: telomere maintenance via telomerase; double-strand break repair via homologous recombination; meiotic cell cycle. Bases 107 to 2053 code for a protein of 648 amino acids. Gene Ontology annotation, molecular function: damaged DNA binding; single-stranded telomeric DNA binding. NCBI's taxonomy places the organism in Eukaryota, Fungi, Chytridiomycota, Chytridiomycetes, Spizellomycetales, Powellomycetaceae. Gene Ontology annotation, cellular component: nucleus; DNA replication factor A complex. The transcript has 12 exons.